Scleropages formosus (Asian bonytongue) is the source of this 801-nucleotide messenger RNA. Its product is annotated as high choriolytic enzyme 1. Gene Ontology annotation, biological process: proteolysis. The coding region runs from base 1 to 801 and encodes 266 amino acids. Gene Ontology annotation, molecular function: metalloendopeptidase activity; zinc ion binding. The transcript is spliced from 8 exons. The record is from RefSeq and is a predicted model, not a curated record. Lineage: Eukaryota; Metazoa; Chordata; Actinopteri; Osteoglossiformes; Osteoglossidae.
AUGGAAGGACAACUCACCUGCACCAUCCUUGCACUGCUGUUGAGCUUCUCACAGGCAAACCCUCUGAUGGAUCUUCAAAUUGAAGAUGAUGUCCAGCCAGAGGACCCUGAACAUGUGGACAUUACAACAAGAAUCCUUCAGACUAACAACGGAUCCAGUCAGGUGCUGCUAGAGGGAGACCUGCUUGUUCUGAAUACCAGGAAUGCCAUGAUCUGCUACUUGAACAGCUGCUUAUGGAAGAAAUCUGCAAACGGACUUGUGGAAGUGCCUUAUGUCUUGAGCAAUGAUUUUUCCAAUGUUCAAAAGCAGCUCAUUGAAUCUGCCAUGAGGGACUUCAGCUCCUUAACCUGCAUUCGCUUCGUCCUUCGCGGAACUCAGUCAGACUACAUCAGCAUUGAGAAUUUGGAUGGAUGUUACUCUGUUCUUGGCAGGACUGGGGGAAAGCAGCUAGUUUCUCUCAACAAGUACAGCUGCGUUUAUUACGGGAUCAUUCAGCACGAGCUGAACCACGCUCUGGGUUUCUAUCACGAGCACACAAGAAGUGACCGGGACCAGUACGUCAGGAUCAACUGGCAAUACGUAGAUCCAAGCCAGUACUACAAUUUUGAGAAACAAAACACCAACAAUCAGAACACUCCCUAUGACUACGGCUCUGUCAUGCAUUAUGGAAGAACUGCUUUCACAAUCCAGUAUGGAAUGGAAACCAUCACUCCAAUUCCCGAUCCGACUGUGCCAAUCGGACAGAUGAACGGUCUGUCACAGAUGGACGUUCUGAGGAUCAACAAGCUGUAUGGUUGCUGA